Sardina pilchardus (European sardine) is the source of this 1107-nucleotide messenger RNA. RefSeq names its product growth arrest and DNA-damage-inducible, gamma b, tandem duplicate 1 (gene gadd45gb.1). NCBI's taxonomy places the organism in Eukaryota, Metazoa, Chordata, Actinopteri, Clupeiformes, Clupeidae. Bases 52 to 516 code for a protein of 154 amino acids. The transcript has 3 exons. Gene Ontology annotation, cellular component: nucleus; cytoplasm. Gene Ontology annotation, biological process: regulation of cell cycle. The record is from RefSeq and is a predicted model, not a curated record.
UCUCAUCUACUCCUUCUCACAAACGCUACUUGUGGAAUUACAAUUGCCAUCAUGACUCUUGAGGAAGUUAUCGUCCAGAAGCCCGUCGAGAGAGCCCAGUGCACCGGCAAAGCAUUGGAAGAAGUGCUAGAGACUGCCAAAACCAAUGACUGCCUAACCAUCGGCGUCUACGAAUCUGCUAAAGUGAUGAACAUUGAUCCUGACAGCGUGUCUUUCUGCGUGCUGGCCACUGAUGAGGAGUUCGAGUGUGACAUCGCUCUUCAGAUUCAUUUCACUCUCAUCCAGGCUUUCUGUUUCGACAACGAUAUCAGCAUCGUUAGAGUCAGUGACAUGCAACGCCUUGCUGAGAUUGUUGGCGACAAAUCUGAACAACUUGAUGAUGCCCACUGCGUCCUCAUCACGAACCCUGCUGAAGGUUCUUGGGAGGAUCCAGCCCUCGACAAGCUGCACCUGUUCUGCGAAGAGAGCCGCGGCAUCAACGACUGGGUCCCAGAGAUCACUCUGCCUGAGCGUUGAACUGUGGCCUAUACUCUUCUCUGAUCGAGAUGCUGUUUAACCUGAAGGAAUAAUCGUCCUACUUAACAGGAUGAUGCAAAUUUUCCUGCAUCCCUGGAUACUCCUGAGGAGGAUAUCAGUCCAGGCACCGCGAGGUUAUGCCCGAGUGGCCCUCGCGGUUAUCGUCGUGCCUCGUACCGUCCAUGCCAAGCUGACCCAGGUUCUUUAUGUGAACCAGGGGCAGGCAUGCCACGAGAGCGACACAAUGGCCCUCAUUCUUUGUGCGGAUGAGGUUUGGAGAGAAAGGAGAAGCGAGUUUUGCGGCUGUGGCCUUGCCACAGAGCAAAUAUCGCAUGCGUUUGUACACGCAGUGGACGAAGUGGUCGUCGAAUGAAGCAUGCAUUUUUAAAAAUGGACUUAUCAUCUCGCUCAUUUUUAAAAAUCAGCUUGGCAGAGUCAGAGGAUACUUCUCUGUGCUCUGCAAGAAUGUUUCUCACUUUCCAGAAUUGUCUUAAAUCUCUAAAGGUUUCACUUUAGAAUUUGUAACGAAACAUUUAUGUAUUUUGAAACUCUACUAAUUGUUUUUCAUUUGAAAUAUUAAUAAACUAAAUG